AAUCUGGAAUGAAGCCAGAGGGCAAGGCUGAAGUGAGUCAUUUAAAUGCUGCAACUCAGAGAUUCACUCAGAAGACUGGACUCAAUUCUGAAGGUCGCCCAGAAGGAGAGAACAAUGUCCUCUUUACCUGUGAGUUGAAAAGGCACAACCUUCAAAAAUUUCGUGUCACAGAAACCAAGAAGGAAGUGGGAGAUUUUCUGAGAAGAAAAUAUGAGCAUUUCUACUGUGAAUGCUUUACUCAGAGUUAAUGAUGUGUGGAAUAGAAACCCUGAGGCUAUGCUAUCUGAGAUGCUUGUGGGGCUUCGCGUGUGGACCCUGGACCAGUGUGACCCUCUAUGAGCGUGAGGUGAUGUCUGAUGAGAGUAAACUCUGCUGAGAUGAUGUGACUUUAAGUGGGAGGUGGAUGACCCCCCAGGAUGAGCACGUGUGUGAAUGGAGAGUAAGGGAGUGAGUGGGCUUUGUUUCCUGUCUAUGAUGUGGAUAUGUGUGUGAGCACAGCCAGACCAGUGCAUAAGCAUCGUUAUGUGCACGUGAGCAGGUGUGUGUGACUCAGUGAGUGGCAUGGCUCUGUGUGACUCUGUGUGUGUGUGUGUGUGUGUGUGUGUGUGUGUGUGUGUGCUGGGAUGUAACUGUGUGUUGAAGUAGGAUCAUGCAUGUGGCUUUCUGCACACGUGAAUGUUUCUCCCCACACAGCAGCACCUCUGAUGUGAAUCCCAGGUGGCUUAACUGGUGGGGAUCUUGGGGAUUAUGAGUUACCAAGGACUUGUUUCAGAUCACUUAUGACAGCGGAAGGUAUGGUCAGUAGAUGUCUCUUCCCAAUAAGAGUGGGGAAGAGGAAUGCAGACUAUGAGGGCGAUGGUUUCUCAGGUGGGGUCUGCACAGAGUGACCACUGUUCUUGUCUUCCAGGCUCAGCUUACCUGUCCCCAGCCCAUCCAGUUCUUCCCAUUGUGGGACAGCAGGGUGUGCAGAUACUGGUUUGCUAGGAAAGGACAUUAGAGGCCAUGGUUUCAGAGACUGAAUCAUGUAAAGUAUCCACUGUAAGCUCUAUCUGAACUGAGACUAAACUUGUUCUCCACCCGUGAAAGAACAAGUUAAGUCUCAGUUCAGAAGGAGCUUAUGGUGGAUAUUAAUCAACCAAGCAGCUGGGUUCACUGACUCAUGGCUAUAAUCCCACCAAUUUUGGAGGCAAAGAUGAGAGGAUAACUUGAGGCCCGAAGUUUGAGACUUGUUUGGGCAUCAUAGUGAGACCCUUUCUUUAAAAAACUUUAAAUAUUCGACUGGCAGAGUGGCAGGCACCUUUCUCCCCAGCUAUUCAAGAGGGGGCAGAUGUGUGAGGGUCACUGCAGCCCAGGAGUUUGAGGUUUCAGUGAACCAUGAUUGCACCCCUGCAUGUCAGCUUGGGCGACAGAGCAAGAACCUAUCUCAAAAGUACAGAAAAAUCAUCUCAACCACUUGUAGUCGUCAUAGAAAUCAAUCAUUCCCUCCAGUUACAUCCCUGACCCACAGGCUUCAUUUGUGCAAGUACUGGGGCCGUGCUAUCAGCAAUGUGUGCCCCUUCUGGGAAGGACAUCCAUUUCCCUUGAUGACUGCAAUGCAUUUGCCUCCCACACCCAAGGGUUUCCUGUUCUUUCAUCAUUUCUCUCUCUUUCAACAAGUGUUGUUUCCCACUGGAGUGAAUGUUUACAUUCUUACAUUUACAAGUCCUAUUUUAAUUUUCAGAGUUGAGAAUGAAGGCAGGUCAGUGUUUCAGGAGGACUCCCCUGUUCUGUUAGGUCACCCCUAAGAGGCCCUACACAUGACAAGGAUUAGGGUAACACUUUUACAUGUAUUAACUCUCUAUUACAGAAAACAUCCUACAAAGUAGAAAUUCCUGAUCAUUCUCCUUGUCCUAGGGAAAAUGGGGAUGGAAGAGUUCAAGUAACAAAUCUAAGAUUGCACUGCUAGUAAAAGGCAGAAUGACGACCGGAAUCCAGGCAUCCUGGCUCCUGAAUGCUUAUUCUUACCUAUGGGUCCACCAUAUCUUCAGGAAUAUGGGGCCCUGACUGUGGUGCCAUACAAACUGCCUGUGUCUUUGUCUGUUGGUUCCUGCGUGAUAAUCAAAGGGACACCGAUCGACUUUUUUAUCAAUGACCCACAGCUGCAGGUGGAUUUCUACACUGACAUGGAUGAGGACUCAGAUAUUGCCUUCCGUUUCCGAGUGCACUUUGGCAAUCACGUGGUCAUGAACAGGCGUGAGUUUGGGAUAUGGAUGUUGGAGGAGACAACAGAUUAUGUGCCCUUUGAGGAUGGCAAACAGUUUGAGCUGUGCAUCUAUGUGCAUUACAAUGAGUAUGAGAUAAAGGUCAAUGGCAUACGCAUUUAUGGCUUUGUCCAUCGAAUCCCGCCAUCAUUUGUGAAGAUGAUGCAAGUGUCCAGAGAUGUCUCCCUGACCUCAGUGUGUGUCUGCAAUUGAGGGAGAUGAUCACACUCCCUCAUGUGAAGAAUCCCUCUUGUUGAAGGAGGAUUCUUCAACAAGAAUCCUUCAACAACAAUCCCUCUUGUUGAAGAAUCCCUCUUUCUACCUGACCAUGGGAUUUCCAGAGCCUGCUAACAAAAUAAUUUCUCGUCACAAUUUCCCCUCCACUUGGUCAUUAAAACAGCACGAAAACUCACAUGAUUUGGUUCUUGCUUUAAGAGGGGGAAAGAGGAAGUGGUCAUCCCCAAGGGGGACCAGGGUAUUCUAUGGAAGGCAUCAGGAAAUCAAAGGGGAUAAACCUUCCUGUGACAAAGGGAGUGAGUGACAAGGUCCCUGGAAUGUCUGAGAAGACAUUAGAAACAGCAUCCUUCUAUAGCACGUAGUUGACGUCAGACAGUCUGAACUAAAACACUUACCCAAUCUCAAAUGACUCAUGGCACUUACAUGUUAGGUAGCUGUUUACAGCCACACAGGUGUACGUGGUGGCUUUGGGGAAAAUCUGUAACUUGAGGAAAAUUAUGUAAAAUUUCUUAAUCUUUUCCAUUGUUCUCAGGAUGCUUACUGUGUAUGAACACUGUGCCUGGCUUUGUGUGGGCUGCUACGAAGGAACUGGAAAAAAAAUGAUGACAAGUUUUGCAUGUGAAGUUUUCAACCCAAGUAAUAGUUUAGAGAAUCACUGGAGUCCAGUGAUUUCCCUUAAAGAAUCCCAAUUAUUCUUAUUUUCAAAUAUUUGAAGAUGGUUUCACUUUAUGUGUAGAGAAUCCAGGGGUUUCUCUUUGGAAAUAAAUGGUCAUGAUUUGAGAUCAGAGAACAUAUAGAUUAUUAUUGGAAUAGACACAAGUCAUGUACAUUGACACAGUGAGCAGACCCUUAUUUGCUGCUUUUCCAGUGAUGAAUUGCAGCACAGCAAACCUCACAACACAUAUUGGCUAAAAGCAAUCAUUUAUUUUUAUUUCUCCCAGCUUGACAGGUUUACUGAACUUAAGUGAGUGGUAGAUCAUGUGACGGGAGUCACGUUUUCCGAGAGAUCUUUGAGGCUGGGAUUUCAGAGGAUGCUUCACUCAUGUCCAACUCAACACCAGGACUGGGUGAACACCUAGAAGCUGGUCAGCUAUCUCCUUCACUACCUCACCUUCCCAUUCAUGACACUGAUUUCCUUAAAUCAUGAGAGUCUCAUGGUUCUGGGACUUAAUAAAUGGUGACUGGCUUUCACCAAAGAAAGUCUUCCAAAAGGCUCAUGGAGAUGGUGUAUGGCAUCAUAGGACCUACCUUUGAAUGGCAGACAGUGUCACUUCUAUGGCUUUACAUUGAUCAAUAUGAGUCAAACAGACAGCCCUAAUCAGAAGGAGAGGACUCCACAAGCUGUGGUUAUUGUGACUGUAGUCAUAAGGAGCCAUCCUUGGCAACUAGUUCCACUCACAACUACUUCCUGCACACCAAAAACACUAACCCUGUAAGAAAUCUCUGAAGGCAUUACAAUUAUAAAAACAGGCUCAGAGUAAAGUGCAAUAUCUUAUCUGAUCAGGAUGUGGUGUCUAUGAUGUGACUACAAAUUAUCACUUGCAAUCUCCCACAACAUGUGCACCAAAGGGACACAAAAUCUGCUUUAUACAAAUCAAAGAAGACUGAAAGAGACAGGAAAAAUGCAAUGAACACAUAUAUUUUAGAGGGGCAAAAUAAAAUAGACAGCAAUCCAUAUUUUUACUGAAACCAACCAGACACCUAUUUUCAUUUUCUCUGGGAAUGUUUCUCUGUAGCACUUGUCCUCACCCUCCAUUCUCAGCUUCUGGAGUUCCUACCAAGAUGGUAGAAUGACAGCCCUUUUCCCACCACAAGAGCUGUGAUUAUCUACUUCAUAGCAUGUAUGAAAAACCACUUACAAGAAGAGAAACAAUAUAUCACCUAAAAAUCAAUGAAACCAGAAUGAAGAGAGUCCCACCAAAUAGCCUCUUUGUUUGCAAGAACCAUCUCAGGUGUCAUUUUCUCUCCCCAUGUUCAUUGCAACAGUUUCUGCAACUCCAACCUCUCUCAUGGGUAUGCCUCUCUCCUCACCCCUCAUUUAACCUAACAUCCAGACACUCUGAGGUGCCAACGCACAGUGAAUGACACUCUUCAUGCCUCUCUUCCUUGUUUCAUUCCAGGAUGGAAUAAAAUUCCCUGCCCUCUCACUGGAAACUCUUGUGUUCUGAUGAGGUACACUCUCCUCAUUACACCUUCCCUGUCACAGUCUUGAUCACUUCUCUUUUUGAUAAUGGAUCAUAGACCCUAUCACCAGCAUGGAAUUCAUUUCUUGUGGAAUUAUACAGUUUGUGCUCUGAGAGGAUGAAACCUAUCCUGGAACCCCUGGCUUCCUGAGCAGAAAAUGACUUGGAGUUUAUAUCUACUUGCUGCUUGCCUGGCAUCCGUUUUAUUUGAAUAACCAACAGAGACCUAAAUUCCAGCCCUGUUAGGUAAACACACAGUGACUGCCCUUUCUUGAAUGAUAUUCACCAGCUCAGUGCGCUUCCUAUGGGCCAUUCAUUACAUUCAUUUUUAUUCAGCUACUACUCUGUGCUCAUGGUAGCCAGGAAUGAUAUCUCAGAUACAAAGAGAUGACAUAGAGUCCAGGGCCAACGUUCAAACUAACAAUUUUUGAAUUGCCUCUGGAAACCUAUUCAACAUCUUUCUUCAUCCUGCUCAAUCCAAAUUCAUGAUCUUCUCCCAGCAAAUAGGGCAUUGCUCAAGAAGGAGAAAGCCAUUUCUGAACUCUAAAGCUUCCUCAUCUCAGAGAUCUUUUGGUCUUCCCAGUUACUGCUAAAGCUCCCAAAGAAUAAAUAUACUCUGUGAUAAUAUUGCCCUUGAUGUCCAAUUCCCACAGCAUUGCUAUUCCUCUGGGAUGCCAUCUGUGAUGCUACUAAACAUUGGUGUAUGUGGGCCUCUAUUUGCAAGUGAGGGGCCAAGAACGUGGAAUAAAAGAGAAAUUUAAAAAUUUUUCCUCAAUUUAUUUUUACUAUUUUUAUUUUAAGUUCAAGUGUA
Cercocebus atys (sooty mangabey) is the source of this 5471-nucleotide messenger RNA. It is a transcript of the gene LGALS13, whose product is annotated as lectin, galactoside-binding, soluble, 13. The transcript has 4 exons. The record is from RefSeq and is a predicted model, not a curated record. Bases 2007 to 2453 code for a protein of 148 amino acids. NCBI's taxonomy places the organism in Eukaryota, Metazoa, Chordata, Mammalia, Primates, Cercopithecidae. Gene Ontology annotation, molecular function: carbohydrate binding.